Molecule: messenger RNA, 765 nt
Organism: Purpureocillium lilacinum
Lineage: Eukaryota; Fungi; Ascomycota; Sordariomycetes; Hypocreales; Ophiocordycipitaceae
Molecular function (GO): oxidoreductase activity
Source: RefSeq, a predicted model, not a curated record
AUGGCAGUCGUUCUCGUUACCGGUGCGAAUCGCGGCAUCGGCCUCGCCAUCGCCCAAAGCAUCACGGCGCGCCUCCCCAACGACACCGUCAUCCUGGGCUGCCGCACGCUCCAGUCCGGACAGGACGCCAUCGAGAGAUUGCAGGCUGGCGGCAUUGGUCUCAAGUUAGACGUAGUCGAAAUCGACAUUGAGAGUGACUCGUCCAUUGCGACGGCCGUGGCGGCAAUCGAACGCAAAUACGGCAGGCUCGAUGUGCUCGUCAACAACGCUAUUAAGCUUGACGUCUCGACGGCGGAGGGCGACCUCCCCUCCGCGAGGGCUGUGUCCAACGCGUGCUUCAACAACGGCAUCACAUCCAACGCCAUUGUCACGCGCGCCUUCACCCCGCUCCUGCGCAAGAGCGCGAACCCGCGCGUCGUCAUGGUUUCCAGCACAAGGGGCAGCAUGGGCCGCACAGCCUCCAGGCAGCUCCCUCCCGUCGCGGUCGUCGACUACUGCAUCGUCAAGGCUGGACUCAACAUGCUCACGCUGCACCUGCAGGCCGCCGAGGAUAACGACGACGACCACGACGGGGAGACGAGAAUCACCUUUUGGGCCGUCAGCCCUGGCCACUGCAAGACGGGUUUCAACGGCUUCAGGGGCACCAAGGAUCCCCUUGACGGGGCGGAGGUCGUGCUAAGGUUGCUAGAAUCGCAGGCGGGCGAGAUUCCAGGGGGCACGUUCUGGGAGUAUGAGGGCGGCGAGUUUCGUAUGCCACCUUGGUAA